This is a messenger RNA of Neolamprologus brichardi, 2082 nucleotides long. The record is from RefSeq and is a predicted model, not a curated record. Lineage: Eukaryota; Metazoa; Chordata; Actinopteri; Cichliformes; Cichlidae.
CUGAGCGCUUCAGCGCGUCAUCCCAUUGAACCACACUGAAUUCACUCCGAUCAGCUGUUGUGGAGCAGGAAGCUCGGAGUUGUUCACCUUAGAAUUUAUUUUUAAACUCAGUUUGUUGAACCUACUUCUUGGAAUCAAGCCCCGGUCAACACACGACACCAGACGGUGGCGAUGAUGCACCGUUCGCUGUUUGCUAACCGCCAUUCCUUCUUUUAAGAGAAAGAAGAAGAAAGCUUACCUCCUGGUUAGCUGCUGACGUGUAUUUGCGCGGAAGUGUCCGUGGAUAUUUCUGCAGCUAUCGUUUAGUUCUUUCCGCGACAGUUCAAAAUGAAAUCAUUAGCUUGAGCUCGUACCUCGAUGGUAAAAUAAGAGCCGAGGAUAGCGACGACUCAGCACAGGGUAACACAAAGCGUCGCACAGCUGCACACAGGAAGGCACACAGCUGCUGCCCUCACCAGCAGCAACACACAGAGCAACACUUUAUGAGGACUUUCCAGAGGUGUGUCUUGGCAGUUUUGUGAGGAACAAUGGGGAAGAAGAAGGUUCCAGACUUGUACAGAGCCCCCUUCCCCUUGUACUCGGUGAAAGUGGACCCUGACACAGGGCUGGUGAUCAUAGCAGGAGGAGGGGGGGCCUCCAAGACGGGCAUCAAGAACGCUGUGCACUUCCUGGAUCUGCAGCUCGUUGGGGAAUGCCAGCACAGUGCCAGUCUCCUUCACUGCCAUGAUACUGACACGCGUGCUACCAUGAACAUGGCUGUAGGUAAAGGUGUGAUUGCUGCAGGACAGGACGGGAGCUGCUGUCUGAUGCAGUUUAAACAGUGCACGCAGAAAGAAGGCAAAGAUGCUAAUAAAGAUGGGAAGAGCAAGCAGCAGGGGAAUGCCAGGCUACGAGCUGGGAAAGGAGACAAGUGUGGACAGGAUGGAGUUACACCAUCUGGAAACACGUCAGAUAUGAAGGACGAGACGACUCGCAUCUCUGUGACCGCUUUAGCUGAGGUGCAGUCAGACCUGAACCCUCAGGAUCCGCUUCAGAAAGUCGUCAGGUUCAGUCCCGACCAGAGCCUGCUGCUGACCGGAGGCACCGACGGGCACGUCAGAGUCUGGGAGUUUCCUUCCCUGAAGAAAAAGUUUGACUUCAAAGCACAUGAAGGAGAGAUCGAAGACUUGGAUAUAAGUCCUGGGAACAAGCAUCUGGUGACUGUCGGUCGGGACUUUGCCUGCAGUGUAUGGAGCGGCAACCAGUUGUCUAUGAGUCUUAAAUGGCAUGAAACCGUGUCUCACAUAGAUGAGAAGACCUAUCGAUAUUUGGCUUGCAGGUUUGGAAAGGUUGAAGACCAGAAAGAUGCCCUGAGACUUUACACCGUGCAGAUCCCCCAUAAACGAGACAGAAAACCUCCCCCGUGCUACCUCACCAAGUGGGACGGCAGGAGCUUAUUGGCCAUGCUGACGGCUCCCUGCGGCGCCGAGGUCAUCUCCAGUCUGGCUGUCAGGCUGUAUUAUGUACAUGAAUCACACGGCAUCGUGGUGACAGACCUGGCCUUCCUGCCUCACUCCGUGAAAGGCAAGAACAUCAAGGGGAGCAAUGAAACGGCCCUGCUGAGCGUCGCUGUGGACAGUCGCUGCCAACUACACCGUGUUGCCAGAAGAAGAUACUUCCCUGUUUGGCUGGUGUUGUUCUUCUGUGGCGUGCUGGUGGUGGGCGUCGUUCUCCUCCUACAGCACCUCUUCCCAGGGUUUAUUUAAGUCGUACAUGUUGCCACGAAUGAGCAUUUAAUCAUCUCUCUGCAUCGGUGACCUGAGUUCAGCCUUCACGUGUCCCAUCACGGCACCGUUACUGAACCAAACCUGGACACAGUUGAAUGUUUAUCAUCGUUUAAAAGCCGGGAUUUUAUUGGACUGUUUUGUGAGGACGUCUUUUAUUAAAAAACGUUCACAGUGAAUGAUCCACUGACUUUGAGUAAAAACAAAUGUUAUCGCCUGGUUGGCAGCAGAGACAUGAAUGAUGACAGAAGCUGCUCGUUGGUUAAACAUGUUUUUGUCUGGAUUCAGCUCAAUAUAAAUAAAAUGAAUCAAACUGAAA